Messenger RNA from Cadophora gregata, 3495 nucleotides. RefSeq lists its product as uncharacterized. Gene Ontology annotation, molecular function: protein binding. The transcript has 3 exons. Bases 1 to 3495 code for a protein of 1164 amino acids. Gene Ontology annotation, biological process: protein transport to vacuole involved in ubiquitin-dependent protein catabolic process via the multivesicular body sorting pathway. NCBI's taxonomy places the organism in Eukaryota, Fungi, Ascomycota, Leotiomycetes, Helotiales, Ploettnerulaceae. The record is from RefSeq and is a predicted model, not a curated record. Gene Ontology annotation, cellular component: ESCRT-0 complex.
AUGGCCAGCCUACCUUUCAAAGUCAAGGCCGUAUACGAAUACACCUCUCCUCAUGAAGACGACCUUCAUUUCCCGAAUGGACAGAUAAUCACGGUCACAGCGGUGGAAGACGAUGAUUGGUAUGCUGGAGAAUACAAGGACGCUUCUGGCACCUUGCAGGAGGGCAUCUUUCCCAAGAACUUCGUGGAGAAAUAUGAGCCUACAGCACCCCCGAGGCCAAAUCGUGCGCCGCGUCCAAAGAAAGAGCCAGAACAUGUACCAGAGCCAGAGCCUGAAGUGACGCGCGCCCCGUCUCCACCUCCACAGCCAGUUCACGAACCUGAGCCUGAGCCCGAGCCAGAACACGAGGAAGUUCAUGAACCACCGGUGGCACGAGAGCCUCCUCCGUCGAUUCCUAAGCCGCAGGCUGUGAGUUCUCCUGCGCCAAAGCAAGCAGAAUUCUCUCCACCUCCUGCUGCCGUCAAGCCGAUCCCAGCUUCGAAGCCCUCUGCGCCGCCUCCAGUUUCCGAGAAACCAAGUGGUGGUUCUUUCAGAGAUCGCAUUGCUGCAUUCAACAAAGCUGCUCCGCCUCCAGCACCAUUCAAGCCCGGUGGAUUGGGCUCAGGAGGAUCGAACAACUUCAUCAAAAAGCCCUUUGUGGCCCCGCCACCGAGCAAAAAUGCAUAUGUACCUGUCAUUCGAGAUCCUCCGCCACAGAAGAUAUACAGACGUGAAGAAGAUCCUGAAGUGGCAGCACAUCAAGCGGAGGCUCAGGAACAAGCAGAAAGGGCGGGUUUGGCCCCCACAUCGACCGAGGGAGAUGGAGAAGAGCAACCAAAGCCAACGAGCCUGAAGGAACGUAUUGCACUUCUGCAGAAGCAGCAGAUGGAACAGGCAUCUCGACAUGCUGAUGCGGCACAGAAGAAGGAGAAGCCUAAACGUCCUGCUAAGAAGCGGACUGAAUCACACGAGCCAGUUGAAGGCGAUGAAGGCAGUGCUUUGGAGAGACAUGAUACGGAAGAGACAGCUGGUAAGGCAUCUAUGGAUUCUGUGAGGGAGGAGCCAAAGAAACGCAAAGCUUCGAUCCAACCUCGACAGUCAUUUGGCGAUGGCAAUGAGGCAGAUAUGUCUGGGGCUGGCGAGACUACGGAGGAACCAGAGGAAAUGUCUACUGGAAAAGAUGACAGCGAUGAAAGGCCGAAACAGAAAGAGCCCGCGCCACUUGCUAGAGCUCCGACUGCGCCAAUCCGAGAGGCUGAUGUUGGAGAAGAAGAGGGAGCUUCGGAGGAAGGUGAGGCCGAAGAGGAGGAGGAAGAAGAAGAGGAAGAUGAUAUUGACCCUGAGGUACGAAGAAAGGAGGAAUUGAGAGCUCGUAUGGCCAAAAUGAGUGGUGGGAUGGGUAUGCACGGCAUGUUUGGUGGUGGUAUGCCAAUGCCUGCUCCUUUACCACCGAAAAAGAAGAAAUCUACAGGGGCGAGUGAGAAGAAUGUAGGGGAAUAUGGAGCAGAUGAUGGAUCAUCCCCCACUUCUCGUGCUGCCCCUCCAGUUCCUUUGCCAGGUUUGUCACGGGUCCGAAGCCCAGAGGAGACACAUAAACCCCAUGCACAUGACGAGGAAACUACUCCAAUCUCUGCCUCUCGCCCUGCUGAUGAGGUACCUGACGUUGAAGAUGUUGUUCCUUCAAGUGAUAGAUCUGCCCCACCUCCAGUUCCACAACGUGAGACAGGUGCUCCACCGAUACCAGGCGGAAGACCAGCUCCUCCGCCUGUUCCUAAAGAAUCUCGCCCUGAGACUACGACGAUGUCUCCAAGUGCUGGAUCUGAAUCAGAUGAUGAGAUGUCCGCAAGGGAACUGUCGACAUCCGUGCCUCAGCCUCUUGAUACUCCUAGAGCACCGCCAAGACCAGUCGAAGGACCAGGCUCUCCAAAGUCGCCUAACGCUAGGCGAGCAUCGUACUUUGGGUCUGAAGCUUCGCCAUCCUCGCCUACAACGCCUGGAGUAAACAAGCGUAACAGCCGACUUCCUCCUCCAAUUCCUGGUGUGGCGCCUGCGUCACAGCCACAAAAUAGAGCUCCUCCUCCUCCACCUCCUGGAAUCAACCGAACUCCUACUGGUGACCAACAUACUCUCUCCACUAAAGAUGUACCACAAGAGGAGAGUGAGGAAGAAGUUACGGAAUAUGAGGGUGAUUAUGAUACAGAUAUUGCCUCUACCGUACCGCACAAAGAUGCUUUGAAGGCGGCAGAACCGGAUGAGAAUCUUGCUAUUCGAUCCCCACCUGUCACUUCACCAACAUCUGCGCCACCUCCCCUUCCACCUACAGCGGCUCCUCGUGCAGUUCCCCCGCCAUUGCCAGCACAACCUCCGCCACCACCUCGGCAAUCUACGGACAUUCCUCGAGCUGCCCCUCCUCCCCCACCACCGACAAAAGCGCCAGCACCAUGGGAGCAAGAUGACGAUGAGUAUGAUCCGUAUAAAUAUACAGCUCCGAAGUCUGCAGCUCCAUCUGGUCCUCCUCCGCCAGGUCCCCCACCACCGGGGCCUCCUCCACGUGCUGAUACAGAAGAUGAUCUCUAUUCCGCAUCUCCACCCAGGUCCUUCGCUUCGCCUCCCCAAGACAGAGCAGUUCCCCCUCCUCCACCCUCUGCAAGUCGGCCUCCUCCUCGACAAUCCUUAGAUGUUUCACGGUCCCAAACUGGAACUAGAAGAUCUGUGGAGCUUGGAAGAAUGUCAAUGGACUCUGGUUUUGUCGCAAAUGAUGUGGAUCUUGCACCAAACUCCUUCUGGUGGACUCAACCACGAGGUAUUCCUCCGGUCUUCCAAGGCAGACGGGAUAUUCUGUUUGACUUUGAAGAAUCAAGCACUGGUGGACGUGGGGGAAGGACAAUUGUCACCAAGCAUCUUUCCGUUCUGUUCCAGGAUUAUUCUCAAACAAUCAUCACAGCGGAAUUUGACGCCCAGGACCCUAAAGAUGUCAGACUCGAGCAAAGACAUGACCAACCUCCUUCUCGACAGCGCCAGGAUCAACUAGAGCAGGCCCAUGAGCAAUACGGCCGUCGCAUAUACGAGGCUGUCCAUUCGAAAAAGGAAACUGUAGUUGGAGACGGAACACCGCAAGGCCUCAUUCAGGAGCUGCUCAAGCCAUUCUCUGACGCCCUCCUGCCCAUCGGAAGUCGGGCUUACGGUGCCGUUGUCUACAGCAACCUUGCCAACGCCUCGACGCAACAGAACGACGAGAUCCGACCUGGCGAUAUCAUCACGCUCCGCAACACCAAAUUCCAAGGCAAGCACGGACCCAUGCACGCCAAAUACAGCAUGGAAGUCGGCAAGCCGGAUCACGUGGGUGUCGUAGCUGAAUGGGAUGGUACGAAGAAAAAGGUUAGGGCUUGGGAGCAGGGACGGGAGAGUAAGAAGGUUAAGCUGGAGAGCUUCAAGUUGGAUGAUUUAAGGAGUGGUGAGGUUAAGAUUUGGAGGGUUAUGCCGAGGAGUUGGGUUGGCUGGCAGGGACCUAAUUGA